Schistosoma intercalatum is the source of this 3575-nucleotide messenger RNA. The record is from the annotation of a GenBank genome assembly. Lineage: Eukaryota; Metazoa; Platyhelminthes; Trematoda; Strigeidida; Schistosomatidae.
AUGUAUUCUGGACCACCAUUUGCUAUGGCUAGUAGACAAAUUGAAAAUGGUUUAUUAGAUUGUAAAGAAUUAUUAGAUUCAAAAAUGUUUUAUAAUAUAACUAAUUCAAUAAAUAAUAAUUGUGGUACUACAACAACUACUCCUCCUCCUACUAAUAAUAAUAGUAAUAAUAGUAAUAAUAAUAAAAGUUAUCUAUCAUCUGGAAGUAAAUAUGAAUGUUACCAUCCACUUAUAUCAUCUAAUGAAGAACAAGUUUAUAAUGAUAAUAAUAAUUUAAAAUUUUUACCAAAAUGUAAAUUAUUAACAAAACAAUAUAAAACAAUCGAUGUACUAAUGAAACCGUCUACAAAUGAUGAAUUAACAUCCAUUAAAACAUCGAAUAAAUCUGUAGCAUUUAUUGAAUGUGGAAAUUAUAAAUUAGAUACUAUAGAUAAUGUAUAUCAUGAAUCUGAAUCUAUACAAAUGAAAACUAAAAUGAAAUCAAUCUUUGACAAUUUAUUACAUAAUAGAUUAUAUCCAUGUUGUAAAUCAAAUAUGAAGUCUAAUUUAUGUGCAAAUUUAUCUGAUUAUAUACAUGCAAAUAAUAGACGUAAACAAAUGAUCAUAGUGAUUAUUGUAUUAUCGAUUUUAUUAUUGAUUAUUAUUAUUAUUACUAUGAUAAUAUUGUAUAAAUUAUAUGAUGAAUCAUCAAUCUCUUCAUAUACAUUGCCGAUAUCAACAUCAUCAUCGACAUCAUCAUUAUCACCAUUACGAUUAUCAUCUGAGUUAUUCAAUCUAGAACCAUUACAGUCUACAUUGUCUACAUCAUUAAAACGAAUACCAAAUUUUAACAAACAACUUAAUACAUCUAAAGUUUCAUCUAUUAAUCCCAUUGAAAAUAAUAAUAAUAAUAAUAUUAGCAGUUAUGAUAACAGUAGUAAUAAUAGUAGUAUAGAUCAAAAAUGUAAAAUACAAAAAUUUUGUUUAAAUAUUAGUUGUUUACAAAUUGCCUCAAUUUUAGCUGAACGUUUAGGACGAUAUAAUCGACCGAAAAUUAUCAUAAAUCUAUUAAAUAAUCAAUGUUCAAUGGAAGAUAUUGAUGAAAUUAUUAAAAUAUUUUAUAUUGGUGAUGAAUUUCACUUAGCAACUCAUGAAAAUAGUUUAUAUAAAUUUAAACAAAAACGUUUAUCCACAUUAUGGUCAUAUGUUAUGAAUGAAUUACAAGGAUAUAUUAUAGAAGAUAAAAAACGUCCAUUGUUUCUAUGGAUAGAAAAAUUAGCUUAUCUAUUUCAACAUUUAAUUGAUCAGCAUAUAUAUAAGAAGAAUAUAACAAAUAUAACUAUGACAAAUACUACAACUAUGACGGUUAGUAGUACUGAUGAUCAAAGAAGUACCAAUGUAGAUCAUAGUGACUAUAAAACGUUCAGGCAUAAUAAGGAUAAAGAUAUUGAUCAUGAUAAUUUAUUAUUUAAAUCAUCCAAUAAUAAUAAUGAUAAUAAUGAUCAAAAGAAACAAUCAAUAAUUCAUGGAAAUUCCAGUGUAAUUUAUCAUCCCAUUCAAUUGAAUAAAACUAGAUUAAUUCAACCUAUUUUAACUAAUAAUGAAGUAUAUUCAUCAUUUAUAAGUUCAACAAUGAAAAUGAUUCAACCAAAUGAAUUAGAAACAACAAUUAAUAUGUCGUAUAAAACAGAAUUAGAACAAUUAAAUGAUUUAUUACAAUUAGGGAAUAUUGCAUUUCAUGGAUUAGACAACGUUCUUAUCAAUGUACAACUAAAUUUACGUGUACCAUUAUUCUUUUCUGCAUGGAUUGAACGUUCUCAUACUCCUGGUUUAAUGGACUCACUUAUACCAAUGUUGGAUAAUUGUGAACAACCAGAAUUACCAACUUAUGAAGAGUUGGAAAAUUAUAUUACAGAUAAAUCGAAAUCUUUUGUAACUUCCUCAUCGUCAAGAUUAUUCAAUACAUCACCUCUGGAUAACUUAGCAUCAUCAUCAUCAUCAUCGUCGUCGUCGUCAACACCGUUUCUAUGGAAUCGUGUUCAUGAAUUACAUAACUACAUUCAUCAUCUUGGUAAAUUAGCUUGGAAAGCAAGAUAUUCAAAUAUUCCGGACCAAUAUCUUUCUGAUGGAUCAUCUAAAUAUCUAAACUUUUCUGGAGUUCUACCUGUUUUAUAUAAACUUCAAAAGUUAAAUCAUCAUAGCCAAAUCAAUAGAACAAAUGCUCACAAAAUGACUAUACGUGAAUUAAUGCAAAUUACACAGCAUACUAUCAACUUUCCACGUUAUCUGGGUAAAUUAACUUCACGAAAUCAUUUGAUUAUAAUGCCUAGAGAUAUGCAAGUAUGGGUUACUAAUAUUGACUAUUACGAUAAAUUGGGUCGAGUGUUACAACAAACAUCGUUUAGCGAGUUACAAGACUACAUUACAUUUGCAAUACUUCACAAAUAUGGAGGAUACGUUGAUCAGGAAACUGCACAAUUAAAGAAUAAAUUUCUAAAACCAUAUGCAGAAAGCCUUGGAAUUGAUCAAGUUUCUUAUUGGCCAUUUUUGUUAGAUUUAGCUUCACCAGGAUUACAACAAAUUCUUCAAAGUCAAUGGAGUUCCAUUCAACUCAGUCAUGGAAUUAAACAAUUUCAGAAUGAAAUUUUAACUCCUGUACAAUCGAUAAUCAUUAAGUUGUUAAAUAGAUCAAUGCCUGGAACAACAAAAUGUUAUCAGUUAUUAAAUAAGAUAAGUAGUAUGAAAAUUCAACUCAUGUCAUACAAUGGUCAUGAUUCGAUGGGAGACUUUUAUUCUGAGUUAAAAAUUCAAUCUAAACAAAGUCUUUUAAUACAAUUAGUUCAAUUUAAUAAUUUUUUAUCACAAAAAGCAAUAUCUACUGAUUUGUCUACAUUAAUUCCAGAUCUUGGUCUUAGUUCUGGAGGUAGUAAACUUUUUCAAUAUAUCCACGAUUCUAAUAUAUUGGAAAUAUCACUUUUAUUAUUACAAUGGCCUUAUUUUAUGCCAGAUUUAUCAAUACCCAGAUAUUUAAAUUUUGGAUAUUUAUGGUAUUCAGUGACAAAAAUUAUAUCAGUUUUACUCACCAAUGAGAGAUGCUUGGAUGUAAGCAUUUUCUAUCAAGGUGAACAUGAUGAAUUUGACCAAUAUGUACGGAAAUUCCUCCUGGAUUCAAAGUUCAUGGAUCAAUGGCUAACAUGGUCUAAAACACCAAAUGUCUUUCAAUCAAUUUUAGCUAUUGAGAUCACAGGUCGAAUAUAUAAAGAUUAUUUAUCAAUCAAUCAUAAUCAACCAGAUUCUAAUUUACCAGGAAUAUUUCUUACACAUAAAGAAUUAUUCUACCAGUGGAUAUUUCAACUAAUCUGUCCUGGAUUCGAUUAUGCUAAUAUUAUAACGCAUAAUAAUGUUCUACUACAUAGUAUAGAAGAAUGUGAUGUAAUUCGUACAGCUUUGAAAUUAUCACCGACAUUUAGAUGGUUUAUGGAAUGUUCAUGAAAAGAACUCAACAACAACAAAACUUAUUUUUAUAUAUUCAUUAAAAAUCGAAAGCUUCAGUGGAUGGAUGGAUAUCUAACCAGAACAGAAAUUGUGAAUAAUAA